GUGCCGUUCCCAGCUCUGCAGGGGGAAGGGGUGGAGUAUCUAGGCCGAGCCGAUGACGCCAUCAUCGCCAUCUCCAACUACAGGCUCCACAUCAAGUUUAAGGACUCCAUCAUCAAUGUAAGACAUGAUGCACACAUGCAUAUUUUACGAUACACCGGUAUUGAUGCACGGACCGGUUUGGGUUUUUACUUUACCUUCUAUAAAGGUAUUUGAAUGUUUGGUUUGUUAAAUGUGAUACGCCGUGUGUAACGCCCAUUUUUAUAGUUUACUUCGCUACUUGAGUCAACUCUCUCCGCUCUGUCUCUCUCUCCAUGCUGCUUUCCACACAGACCUAGCCCCGCCCCCUGUCACUCAAGGAGUGCAUCUGUUGUUCCUCAACCACGAGACACUUGCGUUCGGUCUGCAUGGUCAAUUCAGCACAGGCAACAAUGUUGAUGACAACGAUGCUGUUUUCACUUUGCUUCUUAAUAUAAAUCCACUAGUGUUCUAGAAUUACACUAUUAGUUUGUGUUUCUUUCACCUGCAAACAGUUAGUUUGUCUUUUCUUAGCAUGUUGGGCCUAAAUCGUGUUAGCCACUAAUGCUAAUCACUAGUUAGCUGGCUAGCUAGCUAGCUAAUGUACUGAGUCAGCGCAAACGUAAUUAGCUAUGCAUCCUGAUAAUACCAGUGAUGUAGACCUAAAUCAGCAUGUUGUUUGUCCAACACUUUGGUUCCUACCCUGUCACGAUAACUCCUCCCUGGCAUUUUCAUUUGUUUUCAUGUCAAACAACACUAUAUUCAAAGUGCCCACUAUUAUAUUCUAACUAUGGAAUUAGAAUAAUCAUUCUAUUCCCAUGAUUCCAACAGUUCACCCCAGUGGUUUGCUCUAAAUAGCAAGUCAAAUCACAAUUGUAACAUUUGGUUAAAAAUAAGACCUAGAUUGUUUGCCCAUAUCGUUCAGCCUUAUGUGGCAGUGUGGAAAUGAUCUCAAAUCAGUGCAGGAAAUGCAGAAAUUGAUGAAAAUGCUGAAAAUUAUUUUUGGUUGAAUUGAACAGUAUAAAACAAUCAGAAAGGAGAAAGACCCAUUGAAAUCAUUUAGAAUGUAUGUGUUGCCACCGUAGGGUCACGCACUACUCAUACAGCAAACCUAAAACUUGUAUCAUUCAAAAACAUAAAAUACCGUCAAUGUUUUGUAAAAUACCGUGAUAUGACAUUUUGGCCGUAUCGCCCAGCCCUAACACAUGCAAUACACAGGAUACAGAGAUCCUGGAAAAAACAACACAAGCAUGUUCUAGUAGCUGCUCUGACAUAGCCUGGUUAAACCAGAUUGAACGCUGCAGUGUAAUGUACAUACAUCAGUUUGGUUGCCAGGCUAAUUGCUACACUGUCUAUAGAUCUGAACUUGUGCACAGAACUGAGAGGUGGUAAUGCGAGGAAGAGAACCCUGCCUGAAAGGAGAGGCUCUGCUGGUUAGAUUCAUUACAGGCCAUAUAAUACAUUUUAGACAGAACGUCCUGCUGCUUACAAGCCAAGGCUGGUAGCACUUCAAAUGAUGUGAUUGAGAUGCAGAGCCAUUUCCAGGACCUGAUGCUUGGUCCCCUCCUCACCCCCACUGAGUUGGCAGUGUGUCGGGCACCACAGGAAUGGUGCAGUGACCGGUAUCUAUCAUCUCACCACCAGCCAGGACUGUUUUACAUGACCUCUGGAGUCUCAGGGAGCCGGCCCAGCGUUCAUAGUCGCGGUCGCACACCACAGACACACAGGCACACUCACAUAUGUACGCACACGCACACACACACACUUAUCUUAGCAUCCAGUGGCCCCUCCUACUGAUGCAAUACAAACAGCCUUCAAAACCAAAGUUUGCAGGCAAAACCAUUGUAGUGAAUUUAUUGAAGGUAGUUGCCGCAAACUAGCCACUUGCGAAAUGCACUCAUAAAAAAUAAGCUCCGUGACCUCCAUCUUACUAGCUACUAUUUUGUAUUGUAUUCAAGCGGAUAAAGUAGUGAAGUAGACAGUGACGUAGUUCCUCUAUGCCAAUAGAGUCCAUCAUUGAAACCAGACCAUAGUCACUGACCACGUUUACAUGCACACAGUAUUUCUGAUAGUAGCUCAUAUCCCACUUAAGGUCUUAUUUGGGAUAAGCUGUUUACAUGCACCUUUGAUAUCCCGUUCAUGAGUGUCCUUGUAUCCAUUAAUAAACAGAAUAUUCAUCAUUUAAUUUCAUAUGGGUUAAAUGGAAUAGUAACUGAAAUAUGGACACUGACUGUAGGCCUAUAACCUCUCACACGUAGAGUAAUAUAAUAUGAACUCCUGCAGAAUUAUGCAUGUCUUGUAUUAAAAUUAUACAACAAAUGUAAAUUUUGUCUCGGGAACAGGAGUGGAGAGAGAUUAUUUAUUUAUUUAUUUCAGCAUCUCUUGAGAAAAUUUGAAUGUGUGUGUAAUGUGUUAUCUUUGAAACUGUUAUGCAAGCAGACAGUAUUUCAACCACAUAAAAUAUGCACUAAAUAUGAACUGAAGUCUUAUCAGAAACGUGUUUCAUCAUUUUCUCAGCUUUUCAUUCCCUUAAAACCGGUCAAACUGAUGACAUUUUGACAUUUUGCACAGGACCAAUCUUUCCACUGUUUUGGAGAUAUUGCGUUUUCUCCCUGGUCCCUAAACCAAACAGACAACUUUACCAGUGUUAACUAGAUUACUAAUGCCUUCAUUCUAUCGAUGUAAGACAUUAUUCUGGUGAGCACUACAUUAUAGUCGGAAGAGAAGCUGCAUGUAUCUAACUAUAGUUGACAAACAAAUAGCCUACCAAAUGUUGGAAAUUACAAUAUGGCCUACCAAAUGUCCGAAAUUCUAAGUAAAAACUUGUCGAAAUUUCUGGUGAAAGUAGCCAGUAGGCUAUGCGGUCCAGGACGGAGUAUCAGCAAAAUAAAUUAUUAUGGAAUUAUGGUGGAUCAAGUUGUGUAGAUAGCCUACUUUUUGUAGUGAUUUGUUUGACAAUCAGAUGAAAACAUCACAUAACACCCAUGAUAUGCGAAACUGAGGCCUGUGCAGACCGGAAAAACAACAGUAAACAAGAUAAGAUGUUUACAUGCCACAGUAUCCCAUCUAAGAUCAGAAUAUCCCUGGCAUCUUAUCCAGGUUUCUCAUAACCGGGAUACAAGCUUUUUCAUGUUGUUGUAAACGGGAUAUGAUGUUUAUAUGAGUCAACUCAAAAACAGAAUACUUCAGUAUCCCGAAUAAUAACAGGAUAAUUUUAAACGUGGUCAAUGUGUUACCUAGGGUCGGGUUUUCGAGACUAACUCCAUUUCCUCCUUCUCCCCCUAUCCCAGAACUCCAGUCAUCUAACUGAGUACAUGUAGUAAGACUACACUGUCAGUUUGCGCUGCCUGCAUAUUAAAAUGUUAUAUUUUGAUAUCCUUUCCCCUUCCAUUUUCUUCUCUCAUACUUUCCUUUUCGAGCUCGGUUGUGGUCAGCAAAAGUCACUCUUUCUGCCAUGCUAUUAUGUGUUCUCUGCUUGAUUUUAGCUCUUUCUUUUCAUGUUUUGCCUUUCAUUAACUUCCUUCUGUUGUUUUUCUUCAGUUCAAUCAUUUUUCCAUUUCCUCUGUCCCCUGUCUUGUUGUCACCCCCCUCCUCCCUCCUGCUCUCUGCUCCCUCCCUGGUCCUGGUGUAUGUCUCUCAUUAUGUUGUAGACCUGUCAAGGUGUGGACAAUCACAUUUCUGUGAGUACCUUGUGUCGACAGCAACCCUCAGCUUCCCACCUCCUCCCUCCAACAGUCUAGACUUGACCGCUUUAUCAUUCAACCUCUGUUUGGUUCAGACUGACUACUCCUGGAUUCAUGUGCACUCCAGAAGGACAAAAUGUAAUUUAAUUUGAAAUUGGAAGAAAUCUAAAAACGGUUUAUAAAUUUUCUGAUUCAGAAUCUUCUCAACAUUGAAUAUAAUGUAAUGCACUUAGCAAGGCAAGAGCCAAGAGCCAAGAGCCAGGCAGUUCUGUGUUGCAGAGAUUGAAUGUAUUGCGUCUCUUAAGAUUUUGGAGCACCACUUUGUGCAUUUGAUGUCCCGAAGUCUGUCUGAACUGUGGCAGCAUGAAUUGGUUGUUCAUUAACGAGUUAGAUGACCCGGCCCCCGCCGGUCAGCGUCGAUGCUGAUUGGCCAGUCCCAAUCAAAGGUCAAGCCUCAUUGGGUAAUUUGAUAAAUGUUACGUUCGGAGUGACCUCAUUAACACCUCUGACCUGUGGACCAAUAACAGAGCUAGAGCUGUGGUACAGAACACUACAGACUCAGCAUGAUCGAAUGACUGAGUGAACAUUCUAGAAUAGAUUGCACUGCUGCAGACUCCAGAGCUUGGCCUGUGGUGAUGACUCAUUGGUUUAAAAUGGUUAUUAUGGUUGCAUAAUGGUUGUUGUGUGUAUGAAUGAGAUUUACUGUGUGGCAAUUUAUUGUGGCAACUAUGAAAAGUGUAAAUACAGUGGGGGAAAAAAGUAUUUAGUCAGCCACCAAUUGUGCAAGUUCUCCCACUUAAAAAGAUGAGAGAGGCCUGUAAUUUUCAUCAUAGGUACACGUCAACUAUGACAGACAAAAUGGGGAAAAAAAUUCCAGAAAAUCACAUUGUAGGAUUUUUAAUGAAUUUAUUUGCAAAUUAUGGUGGAAAAUAAGUAUUUGGUCAAUAACAAAAGUUUCUCAAUACUUUGUUAUAUACCCUUUGUUGGCAAUGACACAGGUCAAACGUUUUCUGUAAGUCUUCACAAUGUUUUCACACACUGUUGCUGGUAUUUUGGCCGAUUCCUCCAUGCAGAUCUCCUCUAGAGCAGUGAUGUUUUGGGGCUGUCGCUGGGCAACACGGACUUUCAACUCCCUCCAAAGAUUUUCUAUGGGGUUGAGAUCUGGAGACUGGCUAGGCCACUCCAGGACCUUGAAAUGCUUCUUACGAAGCCACUCCUUCGUUGCCCGGGCGGUGUGUUUGGGAUCAUUGUCAUGCUGAAAGACCCAGCCACGUUUAAUCUUCAAUGCCCUUGCUGAUGGAAGGAGGUUUUCACUCAAAAUCUCACGAUACAUGGCCCCAUUCAUUCUUUCCUUUACACGGAUCAGUCGUCCUGGUCCCUUUGCAGAAAAACAGCCCCAAAGCAUGAUGUUUCCACCCCCAUGCUUCACAGUAGGUAUGGUGUUCUUUGGAUGCAACUCAGCAUUCUUUGUCCUCCAAACACGACGAGUUGAGUUUUUACCAAAAAGUUAUAUUUUGGUUUCAUCUGACCAUAUGACAUUCUCCCAAUCCUCUUCUGGAUCAUCCAAAUGCACUCUAGCAAACUUCAGACGGGCCUGGACAUGUACUGGCUUAAGCAGGGGGACACGUCUGGCACUGCAGGAUUUGAGUCCCUGGCGGCGUAGUGUGUUACUGAUGGUAGGCUUUGUUACUUUGGUCCCAGCUCUCUGCAGGUCAUUCACUAGGUCCCCCCGUGUGGUUCUGGGAUUUUUGCUCACCGUUCUUGUGAUCAUUUUGACCCCACGGGGUGAGAUCUUGCGUGGAGCCCCAGAUCGAGGGAGAUUAUCAGUGGUCUUGUAUGUCUUCCAUUUCCUAAUAAUUGCUCCCACAGUUGAUUUCUUCAAACCAAGCUGCUUACCUAUUGCUGAUUCAGUCUUCCCAGCCUGGUGCAGGUCUACAAUUUUGUUUCUGGUGUCCUUUGACAGCUCUUUGGUCUUGGCCAUAGUGGAGUUUGGAGUGUGACUGUUUGAGGUUGUGGACAGGUGUCUUUUAUAUUGAUAACAAGUUCAAACAGGUGCCAUUAAUACAGAUAACGAGUGGAGGACAGAGGAGCCUCUUAAAGAAGAAGAUACAGGUCUGUGAGAGCCAGAAAUCUUGCUUGUUUGUAGGUGACCAAAUACUUAUUUUCCACCAUAAUUUGCAAAUAAAUUCAUAAAAAAUCCUACAAUGUGAUUUUCUGGAUUUUUUUCCCUCAAUUUGUCUGUCAUAGUUGACGUGUACCUAUGAUGAAAAUUACAGGCCUCUCUCAUCUUUUUAAGUGGGAGAACUUGCACAAUUGGUGGCUGACUAAAUACUUUUUUCCCCCACUGUACACUUAAGAUAUAAACGUAAUAGUUCAUGGAAGGUGCAUUGACAAUGUAAUAACAUGCAACGUGAUGAUUUUAUAAGGAAAUGCAAGUGAUGCUGUCGUGGAUCAGAUAUUGGUGUGGCAAUAGAGGCAUUGGUAUGGUGUCUGUUUUAAUAGAGGUAUGGUGUCCUACAGGUGCCUCUGAGGCUCAUAGAGAGUGUGGAGAGCAGAGACAUGUUCCAACUGCACAUCAUCUGCAAGGACUCCAAAGUCGUCAGGUAAAGAGAACUCCUACUUUAUAUCUACGGUACCUACACUGGCUAGUGACAACCAACUAUUAUUAGGACUUAUUGAUAAAUGAAUAUCUUGUGCUCCAUGAAUCAUAAGUCUUUUUUUUAUUACAUUUGAUUGACAUUAAGCAAAACAUGAUCUUUUUUGACACAAUGUAUAGACUUAGUUCUAAACAAGGAGACUUAGCAGUAGUGGUCUUUUUUUGGUAGGCCUAUGCCACAAUAUUUCUGCUAGUGGGAAAACUAGCUCCUUUGUUAUUGCUCGGAGUUGCAAAAGAGAUGUCAUGAAGUUGUCUUAAGAACAUUUCUGGGUCCAAAACACUUAAGAUCCUUUAAAAAAAAGGAUCUUGACUACGGAUACGGAGUUUUCGCCCACGCCCCGCCCGCCCCUCUGGAAACCUCUUUGUCAAAGCUAAGGAUCCGGUUCUGCGCAUGUGUUAUUUUACGCACAUGUAGCUGUUGCUCCCCCUCCCUUCACAUUUCGCUGUUUACUCACCCUCUUCUGAAAAGACUUGAGCUUCAAGGAACCAAAGCAAAUGUAUGCACUGCAGCCCACUUCUCUCCUAUAAAACCGUAGUGUUGCUGGCUCACUGUGACAGCCUGUCUGGCAUGUUCCUCACAGAGAUGCAGACAUCAGAAGUGUUCCCACCUCUUUGAUUGUGAUCUUUAUAUCCUGCCUGAGGAGCAGAUGUUAUGUGGCACGGCCCAGGGAAACACUGUUCUCUUCUCCAUGACUAGUCUCCAUAGUGGAGAGCACUCAUAAGAAUAUAGAAUCAUAGAAGAAUCUCCAUGUUGGAGAACACUCAUUAUUACCCUGUUUGUGAGCUACUGCAAGAGAGAAUAUAGGCCUACAUAAUUGUAUACCUCCCUCUCAUUCUGUCCAAUUAAGAUGACUUUCAAAACAAACUUAUAGGACAGUAUAUAAUAAUGUAGGCAAAACACAUGGGUAUGUAUUAUCUUUUGGUCCUUGAACAUGUUUUGCCUAAGAAUAAUAAUACAUAAUGUACACAAACCAUGAUAAUAUGGUGAAAGCGUGAUGAAGGGCGUGGCCGUCCUCUGACUUUCCAUCCUUAUGUGUUUGUGUUCGGUUAUCUACUCAGAUGCCAUUUCUCGACGUUCAAGCAGUGCCAGGAGUGGCUGAAGCGUCUGAACCGGGCCAUAGCCCACCCUGGCAGGCUGGAGGAUCUGUUUGCCCUGGCCUACCACGCCUGGUGCCUGGGGGGCAGCGCUGACGAUGAGGACCAGCACCUACACCUCUGCAGACCAGGUUAGUGUCAGACACGUAACACACACACACACAUACAUGGAUACACACACAUGGAUACACACACAUGGAUACACACACAUGGAUACACACAUGGAUACAUACACAUGGAACUAACACAUGGAUACCAUUACACAAUGAUACAUACACAUGGAUACAACACAGGAUACACACCCAUGGAUACACCACACAUGGAUAACCACACAUGGAUAUACCAGGUACAUGUUACAAGGGAUACAUACACAUGAUCAUAACACAUGCACCCACAAUCACCAAACAGAUUAAAACCCUGAGGCCUCAUUAUAGCUGUUUUACUCAUAUUAGACCAUUCCUCUCUUUCUCUCUCCCCCCUUCCCUCUCUUCCAUCUUUCUCUCUGCGUAGGUGAUCAUGUCCGUCAGAGGCUGGAGAUGGAGGUAAGGAGGAUGGGCUUCGACAUGCAAAACGCCUGGAGAGUGUCCGACAUCAACCUCAACUACAAGUAUGAUACACACGUACACACAGCCCCCCAGUCUCAGCACAGAGCGGCAAGAUUGAUGAUCACACAGCUGCCUCAUCAAGCCAACACACACACACACACACACCUUAGCUAGCCAGCCCACUCUCUCCUAAGCAGGUACAUCUAACGUCUGUGCUGUUAAAUAGUCCCAGACUCGGGGGGGGGGGGGGGGGGGGGGGGGGGGGGGGGGGGGGGGGGGGAACCGAUUUGACGGGGGGGGGGGGGGGGGGGGGGGGGGGGGGGUAGUGUAAGAGUCGCUGUCAUCCCUGUGACGGACUGAGCUCGCUCUCUCUCGCUCUGAAUGACAGCUGUGCCGUGGGGCCCGGGGGGGGGCUUCCAUCUGUCUGUUCCUCUCCUCUGUCUGAUACUCACCAGUCACGUCGCACACACCACACACACCUUUCUGUGUAUGUCUGUCUUGCACUUAGACAUACAUGCAAAUCAUACACACCUUUCUGUACACCCAUCUCUAACACACUUACACACACAGACUGGGUUGUAUCCUGUUAGGAGGACUGUCUCUUCCUUCAUAUUUAACAUAGCUUUCGCUAUUGCACUCACACAGACUUGAACGGACAUUAAAAGGUGUGUGUACCUGUGUCUGAGGCCUGUGUGUGUCCCCUGCUGGGUAGGUAAAUAAGUAAAUGAAUCUGCAGUAUGCUCUGAGAGCCACAGAGUGUCAUGCUGAGACACACACACUCUCUCUUUCUCUCUCUCCCUCUCUCUCUCUCUCUCUCUCUCUCUCUCUCGCUGUCUGCUCUGAGAGUGUCCUGCUGAGGGGGACAGACACACUAGAGAAAGGGGUAAUUAAAGCAGGCCAGAACCUGCUGGGGAUCCAUGACUCAGCACAACACACACACACACACUGAAACACACGCACACACUCCUAUCUACCUGGAGCAGACAGUAGAGAGCGACUGCAGGCUAGGAUAGAGAUGGGAGGGGGAAGGAGAGAGAGAGUGCGACAGUGAUGUGCAAAGUAGAGGACAUAUGGAGAUGGUGUAAGUGCUGGAGGGUAGGUGAUACAAAUAUGUAAUAUGGGAUAGAGAGCUAGAGACAGUGGGCCACUGAAUAUCUUUGUUACGGCAUUGCUUGGAGAUGUCGAUCUCACUUUGGAUAUUUUAUCGGAGAAAUAAAAGCCAUCUCUUGAUGCACUACGUUGAUAAUUACCCAGCUUUUCUCUGCGUUUUAGUUAGUAGUACAUUAUGUACAUUCUCCCUUUCCUAUACGUGUAAAUCUACAAUCACACUUUAUUGCUUAGUACAUAUGUAAUGGAGGUGAUUCGAUGAACUAUACUUGUUUGAUGAGUAACCUUGCCUGAGAGCUGAAGACUUGUUAGGUGCCUAGGAUUUAAGUCAAGGGGUCUGAACAUCCCCUCCUCUUCUCUCCUGCCAGGUUGUGCUCCAGCUACCCCCAGAAGCUGCUGGUGCCAGUGUGGAUCACAGACAAGGAGCUGGAGAGUGUCGGCUCCUUCAGGUCCUCCAAGAGGAUCCCUGUGGUGGUCUACAGGUACACACAGGGCAUACACACACACACACAUCAUACCAUACACACACACAUCAUACCAUACACACACAUCAUACCAUACACACACACCAUAAUGUACACAUACACAUCAUACCAUACACACACACACACAUCAUACCAUACACACACACACACAUCAUACCAUACACACACACCAUAAUGUACACAUACACAUCAUACCAUACACACACACACACACAUUAUACCACACACACACCAUAAUGUACACAUACCAUACCACACACACACACACACAUCAUACCAUACCACACACAACCACAUCAUACCAUACACACACACCAUAAGUACACAUACACAUCAACCCAUAACACACACACAUAUACACACACAACCAUAAUUACACACACACCAAUCAUACCAUACACACACACCAUAAGUACACACACACAUCAUACCUACACACAGCACACCAUCAUACAACACACCACCAUAUGUACACACCAUCAACCAUACAACACAACAUAAUGUACACACAACAUCAUACCAUACACACACACCAUAAUGUACACACACAUCAUACCAUACACACACACCAUAAUGUACACACACAUCAUACCAUACACACACACCAUAACGUACACAUACAUCAUACCAUACACACAUACUAUAACGUACAAACACAUAUCAUACCAUACACACACACACCAUAACGUACACACACACACAUCAUACUUUACACACACACCCGCCAUACUACACACAAACACAUUUUGUACAUUUUAGCCAUUUAGCAGACGCUCUUAUCCAGAGCGACUAACAGUGUGUUCAUCUUAAAGGAAAGAUUCACCCAUUUUGAAUGUUUGUAUCGUUUUUGCUCUAUUGAUUCCCGGGGUCAUUUCAUGUCUUCAUGUGUAUCUGAGCUAUUCGCCGUUCAAGCAGGCAGAAAUACAGCUGGUAUGACAAGUUUUGCAUCAUAUGAUAAGGUAACUAGGUGAGGCAACCACAUCACAGUCAUAGUAAGUAAAAAAAAAAUCUCUAAAGAGCAGCUAUCAGCAAAGUCAGUGCUAGUAAGAGAAGACAAGUGAGUGUUAGUGCAAGAAAGGUAAGGAUGUUCGCUUAUUUUUAUAUCUUUUUCUGGGGAGGGGUACUUUAUAAAGCGUUUUUGUGAGAUUGGCAGGGACUCUGCUAUCCUGAUGUUAGGGGGAAGCUUGUUCCACCAUUUGGCACCAGGACAGAGAAGAGCUUAGACUGGGAUGAGCGGGAGCCAGCCCCUCAUAUGGGUGGGUGGGAGGGCCAAGAGACGAGAGGCGGCAGAAUGGAGUGCUCAGGUUGGUGUGUAGGGUUGGAGUAGGCAGAAUGGAGUGCUCAGGUUGGUGUGUAGGGUUGGAGUAGGCAGAAUGGAGUGCUCAGGUUGGUGUGUAGGGUUGGAGUAGGCAGAAUGGAGUGCUCAGGUUGGUGUGUAGGGUUGGAGUAGGCAGAAAUGGAGUGCUCAGGUUGGUGUGUAGGGUUGGAGUAGGCAGAAUGGAGUGCUCAGGUUGGUGUGUAGGGUUGGAGUAGGCAGAAUGGAGUGCUCAGGUUGGUGUGUAGGGUUUGAGCAUAGACUAAAGGUAGGGAGGGGCAGUUUCCCUUGCUGCUCUGUAGGCAAGUGUAGUAUCUGAAAGUCUAUGAUUUUGCUGACGUUUGCAAAUGGUGUGAUAGAUUAACUUUACUCUGCUUUGCUGAAACAUCUGGAAAGUAUUACUACAUAGGCUUCUUGGAAUAGAGGAGCUUAGGCAAGCACCAGGGUCUUGAAAUGGAUGCGAGCUUCGACUGGGAGCCAGUGGAGAGUGUGGAAGAGCGGGGUGACGUGGGAGAACUUGGGAUGGUUGAACACCAGGCGGGCUGCGGCGUUAUGGAGGAGUUGCAGGGGUUUGUAAGCUUGCAGUAGUCCAGACGGGAGAGGUCAAGUGCCUGGACCUGCACCGUUUCCAGUGUGAGGGAAGGUCGUACUCUACUGAUGUUGUAGAGUAUGAAUCUGCAGGAGCGAGUCAUUGCUUUGAUGUUUGCAGAGAAUGCCAGGGUGUUGUCCAGGAUUAUGCCGAGGUUCUUUGCACUCCGUAGAGUUGGGACACCGUAGAGUUGUCAACCGUGAUAGAAAGGUCUUGGAGCGUGCAGUCCUUCCCUGGGAGACAAACAUAAAAAACACAUUUCAAAUAUCCUCACCAUACCACACCUAAGUAGCAACACAUUCCAAACUAUGGUAAUUUGACUGUUGACCUGCUCUGGUUUUGUAUGUUUUUUUUAAUUGUAUGUCUAAUUAUGGUUGGUCCCCCCCCCCCCCUCUUUCUCUCCUGCCGUCCCACCAGGCACCAGAGGAACGGGGCAGUGAUCGCCCGCUGCAGCCAGCCAGAGAUCAGCUGGUGGGGCUGGAGGAACACAGAGGAUGAGUACCUGGUCACCUCCAUCGCUAAGGCCUGUCUGAUGGACACAGGGGCCAGGGUCACCUGUGGGGCCCCAGCCUGCAGCCGGCCCCGAGGGGAGGGCCCAGACAGCUCUGACAGCGACUUUGGUAAGGCUGACAGAGCGUUAUUAUUUGACCUUUACUAUACCUGAUAAGUUGCCUGAGAGAGAGAACACAAUAUCCUACAUUCUCAUAUUUGAAAAUCUCACAGCACUUGCUUUAGCAGUUCUUCCCAGUCUUUUGAAACCAGUGGGAAUGAUAACUAGUUUAUGGAUAACUGCAGCCGUUUCAGCUUAUUCAGUUUGCUCUGUCCCAAAAACAACCCCAAUUAGAUUGAUGAGAACUAGCUAUGAAGACAUAAGUGCUUGGGAAUAUGCCAUUCUCAAUUAAUACAUUCACAUUGGCGUCCAAUUAUGUCUGGUUUAUGCACACACACAUUCACACUCCUCGGCCACAUACAUUGUGGCUGGACAGAGGAUACGUUUGUUGCCAGUCAGGACCGGAUGUGUUUGGGCAAAAUCGCUGUGGCUCUUUUAUUUGUUACCUUGUUUAUGUGUUGGUGGCCAAGAAUGUGGGGCCCAUUUUGGGAGCGACUGUUCCCUCUCUCUCUUCCAUUCACUUUGUGUGUAAAUGACUGUGACAUGAAUGCAGAUGGGGGAACAACGGUGGGCUACACACUGUCUACUACUCUCCAAGUUUCUGUCUCGACUCUUCUGAGACGAGCCACAGAGAGUAGUUUGGCUAGUGUUCAGUUAGACAGCCCCUCAGCUUUGAGCUUGUUGAGUUUCUAUACAACACCACUGUUCUAACUGAACACACAAUAUUGGCUUCUCUUCACAAAGAAUCAACAGCGGGACAGGAUUCGGAGCCUGUGAAUGGGACUACCCCAUUUCAGAGAUGUAAUUAAAGGCUAAACGCACCCUGAAUCUAUUUCCAUGACUUUCCUGUGUUGAGGAGGGUAACAUGGAGUAAUAGAAUUGACUUCCUGAAUGCCAGGACAUUGAUUCAGUUGAGUGGGAGAGGGAUAGCCUGGUCCCAGAUCAGUUUGUUCUCGAUUGCCAACUAUAGGAGUGAGUUGACCAUAGGAGUUGGCUAUACAGCACAAACAGAUCUGUGACCAGGCUAGACAGACAUGCAGUACAGAGAAUGUUGACUAACUCUAAAUGGCAGGCCAUUGAUUGACUUGGGUGGGUGAGAGAUUGAGGCCAGUAGCUCUGGUCCACUGUGAGUAAUGACUCUAUCUGAAGUGUCUGCUGGCAUGAUGAGGCCCUGUCUAGCAAUCAUAGUUCCCUAGCAAUGUUGUUGUCUCCCUUCGCCGUGGUAGCUGUUACUGAGCGAUGCUGCAGUGGUCAUCAUCAGGAUGAGAUAUUGAUCGUCUCCAGGGGACGAGCUGAGAGCUGAGCCAGCACUAUUGUUCAUCCCCUGUCCAUCCCCUGUCCCUCCAGCUCUCUCGCUCGCUCUCGCUCUCUCUCCUAUUCCCAUCCCUAAAUCUUUCAUUCUCUCUACUUGUCCACCUACACCACCAACUCAUCCCUUUCAUCCCUCUCCAUCCAUCUCUUUUUAUCUGCCUGUCCCCUAUACACACCACCCCAUCUCUCUCUCCCUCCCUCCGAACUCUCCUUCUAUCAUUCUCUUUACCUCCCUCCACCUCACAUUUCUCAUUCUCUCUACCUCUCUCCUAUCUGCACCAUUCCAUCUCUUUUUCUCUCCUUCCCUCAUUCUGGCUCUACCUGUCCCCCACACCACUAAAACUGAAAUCUAAAUCCUCCUCCUCGCUCUCUCUCUCUGCCUCAGACUCCUCUCUGACAGGAUGCCCAGGCCCUGAUGCCAACGCUGCGCCACAGAAGCUUCUCAUUCUCGACGCCCGCUCCUACACCGCUGCAGUGGCCAAUCGCGCCAAGGGAGGUGGCUGCGAGUGUGAAGGUCAGGACACACCAGGCCUGGAAUUUCGUGAUUUUAGGGACAAGGCCAUUUGGCCUUCAAGAGGUGCCAAUUCUGCUAUGGCACCAAGGCCAUUAACCAAAAUAGUCAAUUAAAUUAAUUUGAAAACCAAAAGUGUAUGUACAUAAUAAUUAGUCUACAUGUCAAAGUGUAGGUGAUAGACAAUGCGUAUUGGCUACAGCCUCUCAUGUCCACAAAGAUGCUGACAUUAGGGAAGCGCCAGAAAAUGUAGCCAAACUUUAAUGAGACUUAAUUACAGUGCCUUGCAAAAGUAUUCAUCCCCUUUGGCGUAUUUCGGAUUUUUUUGCAUUACAACCUGUAAUUUAAAUUGAUUUUUAUUUGGAUUUCAUGUAAUGGACAUCCACAAAAUAGUCCAAAUUGGUGAAGUGAAAAAAAAACCUCUAAAAAAAAUUCAUAACCGUAAAGUGGUGCGUGCAUACAAUGAGGGAAAAAAGUAUUUGCUCCCCUGCUGAUUUUGUAUGUUUGCCCACUGACAAAUACAUGAUCAGUCUAUAAUUUUAAUGGUAGGUUUAUUUGAACAGUGAGAGACAGAAUAACAACAAAAAUCCAGAAAAACGCAUGUCAAAAAUGUUAUAAAUUGAUUUGCAUUUUAAUGAGGGAAAUAAGUAUUUGACCCCCUCUCAAUCAGAAAGAUGUCUGGCUCCCAGGUGUCUUUUAUACAGGUAAUGAGCUGAGAUUAGGAGCACACUCUUAAAGGGAGUGCUCCUAAUCUCAGGUUGUUACCUGUAUAAAAGACACCUGUCCACAGAAGCAAUCAAUCAAUCAGAUUCCAAACUCUCCACCAUGGCAAUGACCAAAGAGCUCUCCAAGGAUGUCAGGGACAAGAUUGUAGACCUACACAAGGCUGGAAUGGGCUACAAGACCAUCGCCAAGCAGCUUGGUGAGAAGGUGACAACAGUUGGUGCGAUUAUUCGCAAAUGGAAGAAACACAAAAGAACUGUAAAUCUCGCUCGGCCUGGGGCUCCACGCAAGAUCUCACCUCGUGGACUUGCAAUGAUCAUGAGAACGGUGAGAAAUCAGCCCAGAACUACACGGGAGGAUCUUGUCAAUGAUCUCAAGGCAGCUGGGACCAUAGUCACCAAGAAAACAAUUGGUAACACACUACGCCGUGAAGGACUGAAAUCCUGCAGCGCCCGCAAGGUCCCCCUGCUCAAGAAAGCACAUAUACCGGCCCGUCUGAAGUUUGCCAAUGAACAUCUGAAUGAUUCAGAGGGGAACUGGGUGAAAGUGUUGUGGUCAGAUAAGACCAAAAUCCAGCUCUUUGGCAUCAACUCAACUCGCCGUGUUUGGAGGAGGAGGAGUGCUGCCUAUGACCCCAAGAACACCAUCCCCACCGUCAAACAUGGAGGUGGAAACAUUAUGCUUUGGGGGUGUUUUUCUGCUAAGAGGACAGGACACCUUCACCGCAUCAAAGGGAUGAUGGACGGGGCCAUGUACCGUCAAAUCUUGGGUGAGAACCUCCUUCCCUCAGCCAGGGCAUUGAAAAUGGGUCGUGGAUGGGUAUUCCAGCAUGACAAUGACCCAAAACACACGGCCAAGGCAACAAAGGAGUGGCUCAAGAAGAAGCACAUUAAGGUCCUGGAGUGGCCUAGCCAGUCUCCAGACCUUAAUCCCAUAGAAAAUCUGUGGAGGGAGCUGAAGGUUCGAGUUGCCAAACGUCAGCCUCGAAACCUUAAUGACUUGGAGAAGAGGAGUGGGACAAAAUCCCUCCUGAGAUGUGUGCAAACCUGGUGGCCAACUACAAGAAACGUCUGACCUCUGAUUGCCAACAAGGGUUUUGCCACCAACUACUAAGUCAUGUUCUGCAGAUGGGUCAAAUACUUAUUUCCCUCAUUAAAAUGCAAAUCAAUUUAUAACAUUUUUGACAUGCGUUUUUCUGGAUUUCUUUGUUGUUAUUCUGUCUCUCACUGUUCAAAUAAACCUACCAUUAAAAUUGUAGACUGAUAAUGUCUUUGUCAGUGGGCAAACGUACAAAAUCAGCAGGGGAGCAAAUACUUUUUUCCCUCACUGUAUGUAUUCACCCCCUUUGCUAUGAAGCCCCCAAAUAAGAUCUGGUGCAACCAAUUACCUUCAGAAGAAACAUAAUUAGUUAAAUACACAUAUGGAAGAAGGUACUCUGGUCAGAUGAGACUAAAAUUGAGGUUUUUGGCCAUCAAGGAAAACGCAAUGUCUGGCGCAAACCCAACACCUCUCCUCACCCCGAGAACACCAUGUUUUUAAUCAGCAGGGACUGGGAAACUGGUCAGAAUUGAAGGAAUGAUGGAUGGCGCUAAAUACAGGGAAAUUCUUGAGGGAAACCUGUUUCAGUCUUCCAGAGAUUUGAGACUGGGACAGAGGUUCACCUUCCAGCAGGACAAUGACCCUAAGCAUACUGCUAAAGCAACACUCGAGUGGUUUAAGGGGAAACAUUUAAAUGUCUUGGAAUGACCUAGUCAAAGCCCAGACCUCAAUCCAGUUGAGAAUCUGUGGUAUGAUUUAAAGAUUGCUGUACACCAACGGAACCCAUCCAAAUUGAAGGAGCUGGAGCAGUUUUGCCUUGAAGAAUGGGCAAACAACCCAAUGGCUAGAUGUGCCAAGCUUAUAGAGACAUACCCCAAGAGACUUGCAGCUGUAAUUGCUGCAAAAGGUGGCUCUACAAAGUCUUGACUUUGUGGGGGGGCCAAGUUUUCAGUUUUUUUGUCUUAUUUCGUGUUUGUUUCACAGUAAAAAAUAUUUUGCAUCUUCAAAGUGGUAGGCAUGUUGUGUAAAUGAAAUGAUAGAAACCCCCCAAAAAUCCAUUUUAAUUCGAGGUUGUAAGGCAACAAAAUAGGAAAAAUGCCAAGGGGGGUGAAUACUUUCGCAAGCCACUAUAGAUUUACAUUUACGUCAUUUAGCAGACGCUCUUAUCCAGAGCGACUUACAAAUUGGUGCAUUCACCUUAUACUGCAUAUACACUGCCUUCGGAAAGUAUUCAGACCCCUUGACUUUUUCCACAUUUUGUUAGGUUACAGCCUUAUUCUAAAAUUGAUUAAAUGCCAGUCAUGUAAUGUUGGAUAACCCCCUAGAGUCCCCCCAAUCUAAGUAACAUACUAAAAAAAUCCCUAGUCAAAAUCUGUCAGUUUAAGAUGGAUAUAUGUUUUUUGCAUUGGAAUGCGUCUCAAUCCACCUCAUCCGCGGUCUUCUCACAAAAACGUCCGUAGCGUCCGAACAGUUUGACAUACUAUUAUGACCAUUCUAUGGAAAGGGGAGACUCUCAUGAACACGAUGGUUGUCUCUGUUUUGCUCUACGGCCCCCCAUAAGUGUCAGGGGACUCGUCUUUUUAUCGGUACCAGUAAAAAAAAGUAUGAAGGUCGUUUUUUGCCUACUCAAAAAAAGGGUUAAAUAUGUGUGAAAAAAAGUACAUACAUUUUUUUUUUCCUGAGCUUUCUUAUAUCUCCUAGAUAUAGGACAGACACUUCAAAACCUUGUUUCUUAUGAUUUAUUAUUUGACUGUCUUUUUUGACAUUUAUGAAUGUGUUAUUCAAUGCGUUUCUCUGGGCUAUAGUAGUAAAGGCCAAAUCCAAUAUUUUAUCAAAUAUGUAUUUUUUAUACCGAAAGGGGUCCUAAAAUUCAAAAUCAAAUAGCUCAAUGAUCCAUAUUAUGACCAUCUUAAAACAAAAGGCGGAGGCGUAACAUGACAUGGCCCCAUACUGUGGGUCUAUUUCUCUCUCUGGGAGAUGGUGUCGUGAGCCGCUCACAUUGGUCUUGUUGACAUUCAGACCUGUCAAUCCGUCAAACCACCUGACAGUAGCCUAGCCUGUUUUCUUUCAAGUGGAUGUGUUCUGAGCUGGAAGACAACCGUAAUCAAUCAUCUUUACAGCUCACUCUCCCUAAGCAGUAAAGAUUGUACUUGUUGUCUGUUUUAUUCUGACUGAUGAUAUUAUUGUCUCUGUGUCUGUCUGCAGAGUACUAAUACCCCAUGUGACUGAAGUUAUUGUGUGUGUGUUCCUGUGCGUUUCCUAGUAUUACCCUAACUGUAGUCUGAGUGAUUGUUUUUGUUUUUGUGGAUGUUUUUGUUUUCAGAGUACUACCCUAACUGUGAGGUGAUGUUCAUGGGCAUGGCCAACAUCCACUCCAUUAGGAACAGCUUCCAGUCCCUCCGAACAGUCUGUAGCCAGAUCCCCGACCCUGGGAAGUAAGUGGAUCCCUCUGACCUUUCUCUCCCUCCCGCCAUCCUUUUCUCUCUCCUUUCAUCCCUCCAUCCGUUCUCCAGGCCUCAGUAAGGUUAUACCACAGGGAGAAGGGGAAUGCAUCCAGUCACAAUCCAGCCCCAUUCCCGCUGGGCAGGCCAGCUGUCUGUCUGAAGUGUGUGUUUGUGGUGUUUGUGUGUGUGUCUCUCAAACCUGGGUUCAAAUAUUAUUUGAAAUUAUUUCAAAUACUUGAACUGUGAUUUUUUAUUGAGCUUGCCUGUCGCAAUGGAAGCAAUAGAAGAGUCCCAAAAGGGCAAACCCUACCCACCUGGCAUUCUAGGCAGCCUAAAGCAAAUGCUCUAAGUACUUGAAAGAUUUCAAAUAAUAUUUGUCCCAGGUCUUAUGUGUGUGAGUGUCUCCUUGCAUGUAAACAGUGCAUGCCCCAACUCCCAAACAGGAAUCAGUGACAUCACAUGAUGCACACGAGGGCUAUUCUAGUGGUAGAUUUCCUGGUAUUCUAAAAGAGGUGCUGUAGUGACCCCUUUUUAAAAUGACAGAGCCCAUUACAGAUUUAGGUCAGGGGCUCCACUUACCCCUGCCACAACCCCCUCCCCGGUGUCCUCAGGGUUACCUCCGUUUACUCAACCCAGCGUUAUUUUUUUACCUCCCUCAGAAUACAUUCUAAAACCUCUAGACCUGUUCUGAUUGGUCCCCCUUCGGCUUGUGUAUUCCCAGCUGGCUUUCUGCUCUGGAGAGCACCCGUUGGCUGCAGCACCUGUCCGUCAUGCUGAAGGCAGCCACUCUGGUGUGCUCUGCGGUGGAAAGGGAGGGACGUCCUGCUCUGGUACAUUGUUCGGACGGGUGGGACCGCACCCCCCAGAUUGUGGCUCUUGCCAAGAUCUUGCUGGACCCCUUCUAUAGGACACUAGAGGUACACACACACACACACUCACACUCACACUCACUCUCUCACACACUCUGACCCCUGGCCCUUAGGAUACUGUGGUCACUAAGACUAACACUGAUGCAGCAAAUGUCAGGUUUUGUUACAUUUUGAUAGUAAGUUCAUGGUAUUACCAAUUGUUCCGCACACCCUAUUGAAUUUACCAAAAACACACAUACACACCUUUUUUAUGCCAUGGUGUGAGAGACACAACUGAACCCCCCCCCAAUCCACAGGGUUUCCAGGUGCUGGUGGAGACAGAGUGGUUGGACUAUGGUCAUAAGUUUGGCGACCGCUGCGGUCACCAGGAGAAUGCUGAUGAUGUGAGUGAGCAGUGCCCUGUCUUCCUACAGUGGCUAGACUGUGUUCACCAGCUACUCAAACAGUUCCCCUGCCUCUUCGAGUUCAACGAGGCAUUCCUGGUAUGUACAGUAGGCUACACUUACCACCUCUCCUUUUCAAUUUCUUUCUUUCUCUCUUUUCUUUACCCAAUCAUUCUCUUCUCUCUUUUUCUCCCCUCUCUCUCUUUGCCCUUACCUUCUCUCUCUUUCUACCUUUAGAAAGCCUGGCACUUUUUACUGCUCUUCUGUUGGCAUAGGACAUUUCUUAAAGAUUUCUUUAACGUUUGUACUUAAGAGGUAUCAGACAGUAACCUUUGAACACAGUAUUAUGUGUAUUGUCUUAAAGUGUACAUACAAUAUUUUAUGCCGCUGUAAAGGCCUAACUGUAUAUAUAACUUUGUACUGUGUUUAAGAGUGUACUGUUGUAUGUUUUGUAAGGAAUGUUUAUAGGGCUAACUGUGUUGUGUUCCUCUUCCCCCAGGUCAAGCUGGUUCAGCACACAUACUCGUGUCUGUACGGGACGUUCCUGUGUAACAACGGGCGGGAGAGAGAGGCCCGCAACAUCUACAAACGCACCUGCUCCAUCUGGUCUCUGCUCCGCCCCGGCAACAAGAACUUCCAGAACUUCCUUUAUAUCCCCUGUCAUGAUAUGGUAACCACGACGAUCGCGUCAUCUUUUAUUUUCUCUCCUCCAUUUUCAUAUUGAGACACAAGGUAUCAAUCUUUCCAAAGUCCAAUACACUUCUGAUGACGCCCGGGCUCAUAGUGUGUCUGAAAUGAGUGGAGCUUUUUGAUACUUUUGUUGACCUUUAAAAGAAAGGAAAGAUGCACUCACCCAAAUAUACUCAGGUGAUGGGCACGAUUCAUUUAUAGAAAAUGCUCCUCUCCUCCCUGUCCCCUGCUCCUCUCCUCCCUGUCCCCUGCUCCUCUCCUCCCUGUCCCCUGCUCCUCUCCUCCCUGUCCCCUGCUCCUCUCCUCUCCUCCCUGUCCCCUGUGUCCAGGUGCUGCAGCCGGUGUGCCACACCCGGGCCCUGCAGCUAUGGACGGCCGUCUACCUGCCCACCUCCUCACCCUGCACCGCUGCCGAGAACGCCAUGGAGCUCUACCUGUCCCCCAGCGCACAGGGAGACGAGCUCACCUCACGAUCCCUCGACAGGUGGGGCUAUCCCUUACCCACUCACUCCAUUCUUCCAUCUCAGUCUCUAGUCAUCAAUACAGCCCAUUAGUGGUUUUGUGAGACCAUUUACUGAAUUUGAUCUCAAACCAUCAUUGUGCUCCUUGUAUUGCUCUGAGCUCUCUCUUUUCACUUCUUAUUAAAUAAAGAGGGAACAGGCUUGUGGUGAAAACUGCAGGUAGGCUAGGCUCACUAGCUACAUCUCUAGUGUUGCUCAGAUCCAGCCUGCUAUCUAGUGGUACAGAAGGGAAGCUCACGGAUGAGGGAAGCUCCAACUUGAGAUUGUUAUUUUUUCCCCUUUGUGCAGGCUUCCUAAGACUCGCUCCAUGGACAACCUGGUGUCGGCCUGUGAGAACGGGGUGGUCCUCACCCGCACCUCCAGCGACCCCAACCUCAACAAGCACUGCCAGGAGGGCCGUACUGCCCAUGGCUUGGAGCCUAUGGCUGCUAUAGGAGGAGGGGCCGCACCCGAUAGCCCCGAGGACGUCAGCCCUGACACGGGAUUGGACAGUGAUGACUCUGAGGUGGAGCCUGUCACUCAGACUCCUCCUACCACACCCCUGGAGAUGGAGCCAAGGGAAGAGGGCUUCGAGGAGGAGGAAUUGAGAGAGGAGAUCUGUCUGACGACACAACCUCUGCCAUCCCUGCCCCUCCCCCCCAUCACUCUGGAGAAGGGCUUCCCCCACCCCUCCCCUCUCCCCCUGCCCACACCCAUUCUCCUCCAUUCCCUCCCCCAGACCACCAGCCCCCCACGCCCUCCCCCUCCCUUGCCACAACAGGCGGUUGACAGCCGCUACAGGACUGCUGAGGUCACUACCCCCCCUGCUCGGGCAGCAGAAGCAUGCUUACCUUCCCCACCUGCCUGGAAGGGCCCACUACCGGCAGCUGUUCUGAAUGGGCCUAUCACCAACGGCCUCCAGAACAGCCACUCAACGUCUGCAGAGCUGCUGGCCCUCGAGCAGCUAGUUCCCCUACUCCCUAUGGCCACGGAGGACUCCACAGAGACCCUCACGGACAAGGUAGAGGCCCCACCAACACUGCCCCCACAGUAGGAGAGAAAGUCUAGGCCAGACCCAGGGCCCAGAGUGGGCCUUACCCCAAGCCCAGACCCAGUCCCAGGCCCAGGGAGCGGAGAGAAAAGGGAAGAGGACAGAGUGUGUGAGUGGUAGAGAGUUGGUGCCUCUGAGAGAAUGUGUGGUAACAGUACCAACAGUAGCAAUGGCUGCCGCCUCUACAGUGCCCCCUGUUGACAACAGCCAGGUAGUGGCAGUGCGAAGCCCAGUCUCCCAGAGCCAACUGAGUGUCAGUGAGGAGCUGUCUCUCCUGGGCUCCCACUGGGAGAGUGUCCAGGGCCUGGUACAGUCUGCCUGCAGCACCGCAACCAGCCAGUCUGGCCUCUCAGCCAAUCUCUCCGCAGGUCUCUGUCGGGCCCUCCAGCCCACCGCCUACCAGAGUCGGCGCCUGGCUGGCAAGCUGCUCCGUGCCCAGGGCAUGGCCGUGUUGCCUAACGGAGGUUCGCAGUGCUGCCGAAGGGAGAAGGAGGAAAGGGUCCGUGGCCCGGCUCCAGCCCCAGCCAGCUCCAGCCCGGUCCAGUCAGGGUCAGGCUGGCUCUCUGCAGUCAGAAGCAGCUCGGGCUAUGCUGCCAUCUGCGGCCCAACCAGCACCAGCACCCCACCCACCUCUUCAACCCGCCAGUUCUUCUCAGCCUCUCCCUCCUCCUCAGCCUCCCCCCCGCCCUCCCAGCCCCCCCCGGCCUACCUGGAUGAUGACGGGCUGCCGGUGCCCAUGGACGCGGUGCAGCAGCGUCUCAGGCAGAUCGAGGCGGGAUAUAAACAGGAAGUGGAAGUGUUGAGGAGACAGGUGCGCCAGCUGCAGAUGAGGCUGGAGAGACCGUAUGGUACGCCGCCCUCCGAGCCUGACGUCGACUACGAGGACGACAUUGUGAGUAGCUCUCACAUGUAGACUUUAAACAGUAACCCAGUGUUGAGAAACCCCCCAAUGUAUUAUUACUGUACUGUGAAAGGAUAUCAAUGCCUUAACAGAUAGCCAAUCCCUCAAUAGUUGUGAUGGACAUCUGUAUGUGAAGUGAAAAAGGUGUGGAACAGUGUCUCUCUCGCUCUCAACCUAUCUGUCUCUCGCUCUCAACCUGUCUCCCUCCCUCUCAUAUUGACCUCUCUGUUCCCUGUCUGUCCCCUGUCUGUCCUCUCCGUCUCCAGACGUGUCUGCGUGAGUCAGACGACAGUGACGAGGAGGACAGUCUGUCGGACCACAGCGAGGACUGUUUUUCCGAGGGCAGCUGGGACACAGUGGAGCAGAAGGACUCAGAGGUCAGCGUCCCUCAUAGUCUGCUUCAGGUUUCUCUCUCUACUGCUUCUUAUAUAUAACCCUAACCCCCUAACCUAAAUACUACACUGUAUACUACAGCCUCUCCUCUCCCACUCACCUUUCUACCUUUCUGCCCCAGAUACGUGCAGUGCCUUCAGAAAGUUUUUAUACCCCUUGACUUAUUCCACAUUUUGUUGUUACAGCCUGAAUUCAAAAUGGAUAAAAAUAAUUAUCCCCAUCUACACACAAUACCCCAUAAUGUCAAAGUGAAAACAUGUUUUUAGAAAUUGUAGCAAAUUUAUUAAAAAUGAAAUACAGAAAUAUCUCAUUUACAGUACAUCAGUAUUCACAGGCCUGAGUCAAUACAAGCACCUUUGACAGUGAUUACAGCUGUGAGUCUUUCUGGGUAAGUCUCUAAGAGCUUUCCACACCUGGAUUGUGCAACAUUUGCCCAUUAUUCUUUUCAAAUUUCACUCUCGAUUAGGUUAGUAUUGUGGAGUAACUACAAUGUUGUUGAUCAAGCCUCAGUUUUCUCAUAUCACAGCCAUUAAACUCUGUAACUGGUGAAAUCCCUGAGCGGUUUCCUUCCUCUCCGGCAACUGAGUUAGGAAGGACACCUGUAUCUUUGUAGUGACUGGGUGUAUUGAUACACCAUCCAAAGUGUAAUUAAUAACUUCACCAUGCUCAAAGGGAUAUUCAAUAAAUGCCUUUUUAAUUUUUAGCCAUCUACCAAUAGGUGCCCUUCUUUGCAAGGCAUUGGAAAACCUCCCUGGUCUUUGUGCUUGAAUCUGUUUUUGAAAUUCACUGCUUGACUGAGGGACCGUGUGGGGUACAGAGAUGAGGUAGUCAUUCCAAAAUCAUGUUAACCCUGUAUUGCACAGAAAGUCCAUACAACUUUAUUAUGUGACUUGUUAAGCAAAUUUUUACUCCUGAACUUAUUUAGGCUUGCCAUAACAAAGGGGUUGAAUACUUAUUGACUCAAGACAUUUAAGCUUUUCAUUUUUUAUUAAUUCCACUUUGACAUGAUGGGGCCAGUGUAGGCCAGUGACAAAAACUCUCAAUUUAAUCCAUUUUAACACAACAAUGUGGAGAAAGUCAAGGGCUGUGAAUACUUUCUGAAAGCACUGUAUGUGUCACACACUGUUCUAAUAGAAAUGAAUGUGUGCGUGUGUGUAUCUGCAGGUCACCAGGUGGGUGCCCGAUCACAUGGCCUCCCAUUGUUUCAACUGCGACUGUGAGUUCUGGAUGGCCAAGCGACGUCAUCACUGCAGGUUUGUUUAGCUUUACAUUUUGACUUCUUGACUAAUGCUUACAUUAGUGAUCAAUGGUAAAGUGUAGGAUAAUAAAUAUAGCAUAAACAGCAGAUUUUAUACCACACCUACCAUGAUUUGAGAUAAGGACUUAGUAGCACGUAUGACAUCUCCUGCGUCUUUAGUGAAGCUAGUUGCAGAUAUCAGCUGUUUUUAAGAACGUUUUACUUGCAGUUAUUGUGAUAUUUGGUUGCUUUCCCUACCUUAGUUGAAUGCACUCUCAGGAUAAGAGCAUCUGCUAAAUUACUAAAAUGUGAAUCUAGUUGUUGAUUUGUUUGCCCUUCUCCCUCCUUUAGGAACUGUGGCAAUGUGUUCUGUAAAGACUGCUGCCACCUGAAGCUGCCCAUCCCAGACCAGAAGCUGUACGACCCUGUGUUAGUGUGUAACGUCUGCUACGACCUGCUGCUGGAGGCUAGGAACAGAGAGAUCUGCAGCCAGCAGCUCAAGAAGCCCAUCGCCACAGCCUCCAGCUGA
Messenger RNA from Coregonus sp. 'balchen', 24680 nucleotides. The record is from the annotation of a GenBank genome assembly. NCBI's taxonomy places the organism in Eukaryota, Metazoa, Chordata, Actinopteri, Salmoniformes, Salmonidae.